CCAAUCGUCUUUAAGAUAAACACAGCGUUGCGUCAUUGUUGUUUCAGCACUCUAAACUCCAGCUGUUUACAGACAUUUCACCUUCAUUCGAGCCUCCACAGCCGUGAAAGAACCAAGACUACAACGCAAAAAUGUCGAUCCAGAAGGAUGCUUCCUCUGACGAGAGUUUGCAAGGUUCCUGGGUUGAGCUGCAUUUCAGCGGGAAUGGGUCUCAGGGGACAUGUCACCGAGGAGGCCAGGAGGAGCAGAUCUCCACGUCCAGCCAAGAGGGCGACGCGGUGGAGCGAAUGUUGCUGGAAGCACAACACGAGUCCGGCAGAAGCAGCUCAAGAGGAAGCUCCCACUGCAACAGCCCUCUCAGAUCACAGACCCCUCUUCUGGUGUGGAGAGGCUCGGAGGGGAACAGCUCACAGUCAGAUGAAGACUUCCAGGAGAGGAAGCGGGAGGUGGAGAACCUGAUGAAGAAAAAUGCUGACUGGAUCUGGGACUGGUCCAGCCGACCGGAAAACAGCCCUCCCAAGGAGUUCCUGCUGAAGCGCCCCAAGCGUGCGUCUUCUCUCAGCAUAAGGAACAGCAGCGUCAUGAAGAAGGGAGGAAUCCUGUCCGCUGACUUUCUCAAGCUUUUCCUUCCUUCGUUAAUCAUUUCUCACAUACUUGCUGUUGGCUUAGGGAUUUACAUUGGGAAGCGCCUUACUUCCCACCACACCUACUAAAAAUGGGGGAUGAAUGGUUGCACACCUUACUUCAAACAGCUCGGCAUGCCUUAAAAAUGAGACACCCUGCAGCGGAAGAGGAAAAGUGGCCUCAGGUUGUGGAGAGCUGUGACAUUUUCUCAGCCGUUUUGCAGCCUAAACCUCUGAGCGCAGCAGCGACCGAUCCGCUGCACCAUCUGUCCUAUAGAGGACAGUUCUGCUGCUUUUUGCUCCUGUAAUCUGCAUGCAAAGGAACUGACUGGUACUCAACUCAUGUAUUUUAUUUUUUUCAAAUUAAUCUUUGAGAUCACGUGCUGUGAAAUUUAAUUUUUUUGAUCAACAAAUAUAUAAGGGAACUGUGUGAAUUUUUUUUCUUUUAUGCAUCGAAGGAAUCAACAGCAGCACUUGUAGAUGAAUAAACGGUUAGAUAGUGAAA
Oryzias latipes (Japanese medaka) is the source of this 1128-nucleotide messenger RNA. RefSeq names its product BCL2 interacting protein 4 (gene bnip4). The record is from RefSeq and is a predicted model, not a curated record. Gene Ontology annotation, biological process: positive regulation of apoptotic process; mitochondrial outer membrane permeabilization. Gene Ontology annotation, cellular component: mitochondrial envelope; mitochondrial outer membrane; endoplasmic reticulum. NCBI's taxonomy places the organism in Eukaryota, Metazoa, Chordata, Actinopteri, Beloniformes, Adrianichthyidae.